AUGAGUUCAAAUUCAAAUAGCCAAGGGCACUGGGUUCACACCUGGGCUAGUAUGCCAAUGCUUGCAGAUGGCGAUAACCUUCCCCCAGAUGACUUUAUAAAAGAGGGUGUGGCCUUUCGUAGCACUACUAUUCGCCAAACCGUACGUCUGUCAAUUGGAACAGAGAAACUCCUCCGAAUCAGGCUGUCCAAUGUGUUUGGAUCCGAGCCUCUUACAAUAGCACACACAACGCUAGCACUGCCGACCAAGAAUGAGUCGGGGACCACAGGAAUUCAAUCUCAAACCAUACGAAGUGUCAGUUUCGGCGGGAGUGAAUCUGCUACUAUUCCGGCAGGAGCGCUCAUAGUUUCUGACGCCGUAAAUUUUGGGUUUCCUUUACAAUCUAACACCGUAUUAAGUAUUAGCAUUUUCCUUGAAGAUGGUCAUGACGCGCGAUGCAUCACCGCGCACCCAGGGAGCCGCACCACGUCGUAUUUCAUCAAAGGAAAUCGUGUGUCUGAGGGGGAUUUCAAUCGCCUUGACGUCAAGCAGACUGAUCACUGGUACUACAUUAGCGGUAUCGAGGUGUUUGCACCACGAGAUACGCGAGCCUUUGCUCUCAUUGGGGACAGCAUUACGGACGGCAGAUGUAGCCUCACUAACGGCGAUACCCGAUGGCCGGAUAUUCUAUUUAGACGAUUGCAGGAUACUACACCUGGAUUACAUACGUCCCUUGCGGUAGUGAAUCAAGCGGCCGGAGGUAAUUGCGUCAUGGGUGAUGGCCUUGGGCCCAACGUGUUGAGUAGGCUUGAUAGGGAUAUUAUAUGCCUUUCCGGUGUCAGCUCCGUUAUGAUAUUCGAAGGCAUCAACGAUAUUGGCACGGCACCCGCCGAUUCUCACAGUCAAGAGGUCUUAAGCAAUCGGCUAAUUGCUGCGUAUAAGCAAAUUGCUAUCCGACUAAGGGCGCAGGACAUUGCGAUCAUUGCAGCAACGUUAACACCUUUUGGCAUUCCACAAACAGAUCUUAUAAGGCAUGGGGAUGCAUCCGUCACAUCUUAUUGUGAUCCAAUUCGAGAGUCUACGAGACAAAGCAUCAACAACUGGAUUCGCACAUGUGGCGUCUUCGAUGCCGUGGUUGACUUUGAUGAGAUCUUGCGAGACCCGGCAGACCAAUCGCGGCUAAAGAGAGAAUUUGACUCAGGGGAUGGAUUGCACCCAAAUCAAACUGCAUUCUACGCCAUGGCAGACUCUUUUCCUCUUCAUAUAUUUGAGAAACUAUUCUAG
Messenger RNA from Trichoderma virens Gv29-8, 1263 nucleotides. RefSeq lists its product as uncharacterized. NCBI's taxonomy places the organism in Eukaryota, Fungi, Ascomycota, Sordariomycetes, Hypocreales, Hypocreaceae. Gene Ontology annotation, molecular function: hydrolase activity, acting on ester bonds. The record is from RefSeq and is a predicted model, not a curated record. The transcript has 4 exons. The coding region runs from base 1 to 1263 and encodes 420 amino acids.